UAGUGUUUAGUUCGGUUUCGUUGGCCAAAGGUGACGCAUUGUUAACGGAGUGCCACUGCCACUGCCACUGCCGCUGUCCAGUUCCGCACCGGCUUCACUUCCUCUCUGACCAAGAAAUUUUGGCAACACGUGUUGGCCGAUAAUUGCCGGGACGGAGAAUUGUACGCCGGCUCUCUCUCUUGGUCGCAGAUUCUCCACCGCCGGGAGCAAAGUACACGUCAACGCAGCAAAGAGUCUCGAUUUCGGCAGUCUAGUUCUCGGGAACUGCUGAGUGUUUUUCGGUGUUUCGACAUCACGAGAUAGUGCCAAAAAGCAUAGCUGUUCCGAUUUAGUGAUUCAUUGUACCGGCAGCGCUCGACGAAGACAGCUGCGCGAAAGGCAUUUGCAAUUCGGAUUCGGAAUCUAAGGAAGGGCCUCCACCAUGGGCUACGAUGAGGCAAUCGUCCAUCUGGGCGAAUUCGGACGCUACCAGAAGAUCAUCUACUUCCUCAUCUGUCUGACCUCCAUUCCAGUGGCCUUUCACAAGAUGGCCGGGGUGUUCCUCCUGGCCAAGCCCGACUUUCGGUGUGCUCUGCCCUUCGAGAACGGCAGUAGCUACGAGUUGCCGCCCCACCUGUGGAACCUCUCGUAUCCCCAAGGAGUAUCCGGGGUGUGCGCCUACUACGAUGUGGAGUACUCGGAGGAGUACCUCAAUGGCAGCCUGCCCCGGACCACAAACGAAACCAAGAGCUGUUCCAGCUACGUGUACGACCGGAGCAAGUACUUGAACAGUGCCCUCACCGAAUGGGAUUUGGUCUGUGGCCGGGCCUUCAUGACCUCCAUCAGUGAAAACGUCUUCAUGUUUGGCGUGUUCCUGGGCAGCAUUGUGUUCGGACAACUGAGUGACAAGUACGGGCGCAAGCCUAUCCUCUUCGCCUCGCUGGUCAUCCAGGUGCUGUUCGGAGUUGUGGCAGGAGUGGCGCCGGAGUAUUUCACCUACACGCUGGCGCGUCUGAUGGUGGGGGCCACCACGUCCGGAGUGUUCCUGGUGGCCUACGUGAUCGCCAUGGAGAUGGUGGGACCCGACAAGCGCCUCUAUGCCGGAAUCUUCGUGAUGAUGUUCUUCUCCGUGGGCUACAUGCUGUCGACGUUAUUCGCCUAUUUGGUCCACGACUGGCGUAACCUGCAGAUUGCCCUCACCCUGCCGGGACUCAUCUUCCUGUCCUACUACUGGAUCAUUCCGGAAUCCGUCCGCUGGCUGCUCUCGAAGGGCCGAAAAGAUUGCGCCAUAGCCAAUAUGCAGAGGGCGGCGCGUUUCAACAAAUUGGAAAUCAGCAACGAGACCUUGAGCGACCUGCUGGAUGAGGGCGAAGCUGCUGUGGAGAAGGCCAAGCAGAAGCUGGAGGAUCCGGACCGAGAUGAGGGGCCACCACCCUCCGUGUGGGAUCUCUUCUGCUACCCCAAUCUCCGCAGGAAGACGCUGCUCAUUUUCUUUGACUGGCUGGUGACCAGUGGCGUGUACUACGGUAUCUCGUGGAACACCAGCACCCUGGGUGGCAAUGAGCUGUUGAAUUUCGUGAUCUCCGGAGCCGUGGAAAUACCAGCCUAUAUCUUCCUGCUCCUGACCCUAGAUCGCUGGGGCAGGCGAUCGAUCCUGUGCGGCUCCUUAGUGCUGGCAGGACUCAGUCUCCUGGCCACGGGCAUCAUUCCGGUGAGUAUGCACAGCCUCAUUGUGGCAUGCGCCAUGCUGGGCAAACUGGCCAUCACCGCCUCGUACGGAACCGUAUACCUAUUCUCCGCCGAACAGUUUCCAACUGUGGUGCGGGCUGUGGGCAUGGGCGCCGCCUCGAUGGUGGCCCGUAUCAGCGGAAUGGCGGUGCCCUACCUCAAGGAUUUGGCCGUCAUUUGGGCACCGCUGCCGCUGUUGAUCUGCGGAUCUUUCUCGCUGACUGCGGGAUUGCUGACCCUCUUGCUGCCGGAGACGCACAACAAGCCCAUGUUGGAGACCAUUGCGGAUGGAGAAAGCUUUGGAAAGAAGACCAAGGGUGAUGUCUACCUGGAAACGGGCCACCAACAGCUACAGACACCGGAGUCGCAGCCGCUCAAGGGAUUGGUUGACACAAAGGGAAUCAAGAGCAACGGCCACAAGUUCUAGGUACAAUCUCACCUAACUCAAUAUAACGUUUAUAGAAAUGUAACGAAAUUAGAAACUAAAGGUUACAGGGCAUCUAGAAUUCGGCCAGGCCAAAUGCUGGGCAUUUAACGUAAAAUAGUAGACCAAGUAUUAUAUCAUUUCUGAAAUCUCAAACGCAACCAAAAAAGAGAAGACAACAAGACAAAAAAAAAGAAUCAAUCAAUUAGAUCAUGUCCACGUUAGCAUUUAGCCAGGGAGCAGUGAACUUAUCAAGGGGUAAAAAUUGCAAGGAUUAGGGGUGGUUUUCCCUGGGAAAUCACCUGAAAAAUACAGAAAAAUUCCUACUACCCCGAGUCGCUGCAAAAUAUAUUCCUAAAUCUAUUUAAUUUUAAUUUAGCAAUUACAUAUAUAAGUGUAUUCUACGGAGAUGAUUUUGAAAUAAAAUGUCGU
Molecule: messenger RNA, 2563 nt
Organism: Drosophila rhopaloa
Lineage: Eukaryota; Metazoa; Arthropoda; Insecta; Diptera; Drosophilidae
Gene: Orct2
Product: organic cation transporter-like protein
Exons: 1
Coding region: 422-2134 (570 amino acids)
Biological process (GO): transmembrane transport
Cellular component (GO): membrane
Molecular function (GO): transmembrane transporter activity
Source: RefSeq, a predicted model, not a curated record